Molecule: messenger RNA, 1868 nt
Organism: Glycine soja
Lineage: Eukaryota; Viridiplantae; Streptophyta; Magnoliopsida; Fabales; Fabaceae
Product: cytochrome P450 83B1-like
Exons: 3
Coding region: 83-1651 (522 amino acids)
Molecular function (GO): oxidoreductase activity, acting on paired donors, with incorporation or reduction of molecular oxygen; monooxygenase activity; heme binding
Source: RefSeq, a predicted model, not a curated record
AUUUUAAUAAUAUAUAUAAUGACUAGUUCAUCUCAUUCUCAUACUCUGAUUGAUUAUAUGAUUUACAACUUUUUUCUUCCUCAUGGUCACAAUGCUUUUACCACUUGUUCUAUGUCUUACUCUCCCUGUGUUUUUCUUGUUCUUCAUCCAACACCUUAGAGCCUUCAAGAAACCCCCCCUACCUCCAGGUCCUAAAGGCCUUCCAAUAAUUGGAAAUUUACAUAAAUUAGAUAACUCCAUUCUUUGCAUGCAGCUAUGGCACCUCUCAAAGAAAUAUGGCCCUAUAUUUUCCCUUCAAUUAGGUUUAAGGAAAACUAUUGUUAUUUCCUCACCUAAAUUGGCCAAAGAGGUACUGAAAAACCAUGACCUAGAGUUUAGUGGACGACCUAAACUACUUCCCCAACAGAAAUUGUCCUAUAAUGGGUCAGAGAUUGUGUUUUCCCCGUACAACGAAUAUUGGAGAGAAAUGAGAAAAAUUUGUGUUGCCCAUAUCUUUAGUUCCAAGCGUGUCUCUAGCUUUUCAUCUAUAAGAAAGUUUGAGGUGAAGCAAAUGAUCAAAACAAUAUCUGGGCAUGCCUCGUCUUCGGGUGUUACAAACUUGAGUGAGUUACUCAUAUCUCUCUCAAGCACUAUAAUAUGUAGAGUUGCUUUUGGGAGAAGGUAUGAAGAUGAAGGAAGUGAAAGGAGUAGGUUCCAUGGGUUGCUCAAUGAGCUUCAGGUAUUGAUGGGUACCUUCUUUAUUUCGGAUUUUAUUCCAUUCACGGGUUGGAUUGAUAAACUCAAAGGAUUGCAUGCACGACUUGAAAGAAAUUUCAAGGAGCUAGAUAAGUUCUACCAAGAGGUAAUUGAUGAACACAUGGAUCCAAAUAGACAACAUGCAGAGGAACAAGAUAUGGUUGAUGUCUUGCUUCAACUGAAGAAUGAUCGUUCGCUUUCAAUUGAUCUAACUUAUGAUCACAUCAAAGGGGUCCUCAUGAGCGAUUUUUCGCACAAGAGCUUUACAUUGGUGUACACUAACUAUAGCAGAUUUGAUAAGAACAUACUUGCAGCAGGUACAGAUACCACUGCAGCCACAUCAGUUUGGGCUAUGACAGCCCUAGUAAAAAACCCUAGAGUAAUGAAGAAAGUUCAAGAAGAAGUUAGAAAUGUGGGGGGAACAAAAGAUUUCUUAGAUGAAGAUGAUAUUCAAAAACUUCCCUAUUUCAAGGCAAUGAUAAAAGAGACGUUGAGAUUGCACCUACCAGGUCCACUACUUGUACCAAGAGAAUCAACUGAAGAGUGCAUUGUAGAUGGCUACCGAAUUCCAGCCAAGACAAUUGUGUAUGUGAAUGCUUGGGUUAUUCAAAGAGACCCUGAAGUUUGGAAAAAUCCCGAAGAAUUUUGUCCUGAAAGAUUCUUAGAUAGUGCUAUAGAUUAUCGUGGACAAGAUUUCGAAUUAAUUCCUUUUGGUGCAGGUCGUAGAAUUUGCCCAGGUAUACUUAUGGCGGCUGUGACAUUAGAACUUGUCCUUGCUAAUCUUCUGCAUUCCUUUGAUUGGGAAUUGCCGCAAGGGAUAGUAAAGGAAGACAUUGAUUUUGAAGUAUUGCCAGGAAUUACCCAACACAAGAAGAAUCAUCUUUGUCUUUGUGCCAAGACCAGGAGCCAUAUAUAAAUGCUAGAAGGAACCAGUUGUGAUGAAAAUAAUUAGUAAUGUAUCUUCUUCCAUUUAAUUUGCUAUUUUUUUCUUCCACUUAGUGGAGUUAUUAGAACCUUGACAUGGGUUUUAAUGUCUAAAUCAUGAUGUUUCUUGAUGAUCUUGUAAUUUUACAUCAAUGUUGAUGAAUGUGUACUUAUAAAAGCACUUUAACAAGGGAGUUUUUUUUUUUUUU